Molecule: messenger RNA, 2094 nt
Organism: Striga hermonthica
Lineage: Eukaryota; Viridiplantae; Streptophyta; Magnoliopsida; Lamiales; Orobanchaceae
Source: the annotation of a GenBank genome assembly
AUGUUGAUUGGUGAACUUGAGAGAUUGAAGACAAGAGUUGAGAAUAACUUGUUGAUAUCCGAAUCGGAUCGGUCUGGAGUUACCGGUUCGGCCAUAAAGAAAAUCGGGACCGAGCCGCACGCUGGGAGCGGGUGCCAGGUAGAUCCAAGGCGGAGGUUGACAAGGACGGGGCCACGGAUAAUUCACGACCCCGGCACUUAUCGGACCCCGACGAGUAACAGUAACAAAAUGAUUAGCUGGCACGAUCUAUACGUGGUCCUGACCGCCGUGAUUCCCCUGUACGUGGCGAUGAUUCUGGCGUACGGCUCCGUCCGGUGGUGGAAGAUAUUCACCCCCGACCAGUGCUCAGGCAUCAACCGCUUCGUGGCCGUCUUCGCCGUUCCACUCCUCUCCUUCCACUUCAUCUCCACCAACGACCCCUACGCCAUGAACUUCCGCUUCAUCGCCGCCGAUACUCUCCAGAAGGUAAUCAUGCUUGCCGCCCUCGCCGUGUGGACUUCCCUCUCACGCAACGGCAGCCUCGAGUGGUCCAUCACCAUCUUCUCCCUCUCCACCCUCCCCAACACCCUCGUCAUGGGCAUCCCCCUCCUCAUCGCCAUGUACGGCGAAUACUCCGGCAGCCUCAUGGUCCAGAUCGUCGUCCUCCAGUGCAUCAUCUGGUACACCCUUCUCCUCUUCCUCUUCGAGUACCGCGGCGCCAAGACCCUCAUCAUGGACCAGUUCCCCGACACCGCCGCCUCCAUCGUCUCCUUCAAGGUCGACUCCGACGUCGUCUCCCUCGACGGCCAGGAUUUCCUAGAGACCGACGCCCAGAUCGGCGGCGACGGCAAGCUCCACGUCACCGUCAGGAAGUCCAGCGCCUCCAGGAUGUCCUUCUCCGGCGUCACCCCGCGGCCCUCGAAUCUGACCGGGGCAGAGAUCUACAGCCUCAGCUCCUCCAGAAACCCCACGCCGAGGGGCUCCAAUUUCAACCACUCCGAUUUCUACUCGAUGAUGGGGUUUGGGGGCCGGCUGUCCAAUUUCGGGAACUCCGACACCGGCAGGCUCUCCAAUUUCAACGUCGCCGAUAUGUGCUCGGUGCAGUCUUCCCGGGGGCCCACGCCGAGGCCGUCCAACUUCGAGGAGAACUGCGCGCCGGGAGGGACGAUGAGCUCGCCGAGAUUCGGCCACUACCCGGCGGCGCAGCCGGCGCCGGGCUCUUACCCUGCCCCGAAUCCCGAAAUAGCUUCCGCCAUGCCCAACACCGCCAAAGAGCUUCAUAUGUUCGUCUGGAGCUCGAGCGCGUCGCCGGUGUCCGAGGUCGGCAGGGGAGGGGGCGGCGGCGGCGGCGCCGCCAUCGGCAGCGGACUGCACGUGUUCGGCGAGCAGUCGGGUAGGUCCGACCAGCGUGCCAAGGAGAUCCGGUUGUUGGUUAGCGAUCAUCAUUCCCAAAAUGGGGAGGGCAAAGCUGGUCCGCAAAACGGGGACUUUGUUAAGGAGAAGUUAGGCUUUGGCGGUGCAGGUGACGAGAGAGGAAAGGAAGGGACAACGUCGGAGCUCGACCCAAAGGCGGCUGCCGCCGCUGGUGGUGGCCGCGCCGGAAAGAAUAUGCCGCCUGCUAGCGUCGUCACUCGCCUCAUCCUUAUCAUGGUCUGGCGUAAGCUCAUCAGAAACCCCAACACGUACUCCAGCCUCAUCGGCCUCAUCUGGUCUUUAGUCUCCUUCAGAUGGCAUGUACAUAUGCCCAAAAUCAUAGAGCAGUCAAUCUCUAUCCUUUCUGACGCAGGUCUGGGAAUGGCUAUGUUCAGCUUAGGUUUGUUCAUGGCCCUUCAACCGAAGAUAAUUGCGUGCGGGAACACGGUGGCUACAUUUGCCAUGGCCGUUCGAUUCUUGACAGGUCCGGCUGUAAUGGCGGCGGCUUCCAUUGCCGUAGGCCUCCGGGGGACCCUCCUCCAUAUAGCGAUUGUGCAGGCUGCCCUUCCACAAGGAAUUGUCCCAUUUGUGUUUGCUAAAGAGUACAAUGUCCAUCCAGCAAUACUCAGCACUGCGGUCAUAUUCGGAAUGUUGAUCGCGCUGCCGAUCACUCUGGUCUAUUACAUUCUUCUUGGACUGUAG